AAAUUCAAGUUUUUAUGUAAGUGGUAACAUCUAAAAAAUAGUCUGUUUUUGUUCUCUAAUGUCUUAUGUCUUCAAAUCUUUUAAAAUUCUGAUUCAUUGCUCUAUUUCUUAAAGUUAAUCCAAAAAUAAACAUUUAAAUUCCCAUCCAUGCUGCUGAAACUCAAAUCAGUGAUUAUAAUAUGUGAUUUAAAUUUGAAUACUUUGGUUGCUACCACCUUUGAUAUAAGUCAAAUUAAAAGUUAAUGUGUUCUUGUGCUUAGCAAUUAAAGUUUAGUAAUCUUGUUUGUUAUUUUGAAUCACUUGAUCAAAAACAAAUUGUAUAACAAUGAGGUAAACUUCUUUAAUAUUGUCCCCUAAUUUGCUGUCCUCUGUUGUUACCUCAGAAUGUAAAGCUGUACAGUUAUGGCGACCCCAAAGAGAAAGCAUGAAAGAACUUUAGAGUAGAGUUCAACACUUAAGGCAAGUAGACAAGCCAAAGACCUCUUAAGGAUCAGGCUUGAAGAGAAGGGAGAGUUUGGGAAAAGAAAAAAUAAAGAAAAGCUGGAAGAAGGACAAGCCUAAUGGGAGACAAAGCCUCGCUUUAUCCACAAAGGGGGAAAAGGUUGUUUUUCAAAGUUAAAGAUAAAGCCAUCUGUCAUAUUUGACCAAGCAUCUCAUGACAAGUCCUUCUGACAAGCACUAAAAGAGUUAAAGGUCAAGAUGAAGUUGAAUGAUGGCCAAGAUUAAAGGAGUCAUACCUGAUGAUGUUCGUGAUGCUGAAGAUGCUUUACAUAAUUUGGACAGAAAAUGGAUUUGUGGACGUCAAAUUGAAAUACAGUUUGCACAAGGGGAUCGCAAGACACCAAAUCAAAUGAAAGCCAAGGAAGGGAGGAAUGUAUACAGCUCUUCACGAUAUGAUGAUUAUGAUCGAUAUAGACGUUCUCGAAGCCGAAGUUAUGAAAGGAGGAGAUCAAGGAGUCGCUCUUUUGAUUACAACUAUAGGAGAUCUUACAGUCCUAGAAACAGUAGACCGACUGGAAGACCACGGCGUAGCCGAAGCCAUUCCGACAAUGAUAGAUUCAAACACCGAAAUCGAUCUUUUUCAAGAUCUAAAUCCAAUUCAAGAUCACGGUCCAAGUCCCAGCCCAAGAAAGAAAUGAAGGCUAAAUCACGUUCUAGGUCUGCAUCUCACACCAAAACUAGAGGCACCUCUAAAACAGAUUCCAAAACACAUUAUAAGUCUGGCUCAAGAUAUGAAAAGGAAUCAAGGAAAAAAGAACCACCUAGAUCCAAAUCUCAGUCAAGAUCACAGUCUAGGUCUAGGUCAAAAUCUAGAUCAAGGUCUUGGACUAGUCCCAAGUCCAGUGGCCACUGAUAGUAUAAAUCAUGAUACUUUCUAGGCAUGUAUCAUUCAUUUACUCAUAGUUUGGUAUACUUAAAUUAUCAGGAAUACAAUGUUGCAAUGAUGCGUUUUAAAAAAAGUAAAAUAAAAAACACUUGUUAGUUUUCCCUGUACCGGGCAAUGGUUAUAAUUAAAAUGAUAUGCUGUUGAGAAGCCACUCUUAAGAGUCCAGUUUGUUUAAUGUUAUGGGCAGCUACCAAUUUGUGGUGUCUCUGUAUAUUUUUGUAAAGAUUCUCAUUUUUUAUGCUUGAAGUAUUUGGUGAAAAGAUGUUGGUUGGCCAUAAUUUGCAACAUUGUCUUAUUAAAAAUAAAUUUUCAUAUCCAUAUUUGGUAGAACUGUUAACCUAGAAAUGUAGCUUGCUAAUAAGAUAGAAUGAUACAAAAGUGAAGUUGUAGCCACAUUACAACACUGACUGCUCAGACACAUUUAGGUUCAGGGUGGACCUUUAUGUCUUGUCAAGAUGUCUAAGCCCGUGGUGAUUAUUUAUGAUGCAAUGUGGAAUAGGGGUUUUUUGUUUGUUUUUUGGUUUUGUUUUUUGUUAACUCCACUGUCUGGGGAAUGAUGCCAACUAGGUUAAAUAGUAUUUUCAGGGAGAUUGAACUUUUCACUGAAACAUGGAGCCUUCACUGCUUUCCCCCCACCCCUCCACUGGUUUCUGAGAUUUGAAACAAAAACUUAAUUCCUCCUUAAGUUUUGAGCAUGUCAAUGAUGGUGGAAAUAAUUUUAAGGGGAAAAGACUGUUCUUAGCAUAGUUUCUCUAAAAUUUAACUAUUGUUGAUCAUUGUUAUUUUGGGGUUUUGUUUUUCUGUUAGGAGCAAGUAAACUGUUUGAAAGUACAUUUUGUUUGUUUAAAUGCAUAGUGUAAAACAAAGUGAAUUUUGAUGCUUACAGCACUUGGUCUGUGCGUUUGUAUCAUUCUGCCUGCCCUCUUCAUGAGGGAGGCUCUUUACACCUCAGUUUAUUAAUGUAGACAAGUUGAAAAGGUGACACUCCCAGGUGAUUCUGUGGUGCCGUGAAUUUUUGGAAACAGUUGAGUUUUAAGUAAAAGCCACAUCACUUAGUUUUUGAGUCGUGUAGGACAUGACUAAAGUAAGGAAGUGAUACCCUUAAAUAUUUAUAAUUUCUAGUAUUUCUCUUCAAGAUCUUUAGGAGGCAAUAAAGUGACUUGAAAUGUCCAGUGUCAUUUCAGAAUAAAAAGCAAGCAUCUUUAAAAAUCUCAAACUGCUUGCUUACGGAAGUGAGUGGAGAUAUUGUAGGGGAACGAUCCUUUUGGAGGAUUACCUUAUUUUUCCUUUCAAUUUUGAUUUUAGAAAUAUAGGCCUUGCUUGUUGAGAACAAAAGGUGGUUUUUAAGAACUGUUUGUGGACUGUGUUUGGAGGGUUAAUUCUAGAAUCUUUGUAUAUUUAAUAGUAUUUCUAACUUUUGUUUCUUUACUGUUUGCAGUUAAUGUUCUUGUUCUGCUAUGCAAUCAUUUAUAUGCACGUUUCUUUAAUUUUUUUAGAUUUUCCUGGAUGUAUAGUUUAAACAACAAAAAGUCUAUUUAAAACUGUAGCAGUAGUUUGCAGUUCUAGCAAAGAGGAAAGUUGUGGGGUUAAACUUUGUAUUUUCUUUCUUAUAGAAGCUUCUAAAAAGGUAUUUUUAUAUGUUCUUUUUAACAAAUAUUGUGUACAACCUUUAAAACAUCAAUGUUUGGAUCAAAACAAGACCCAGCUUAUUUUCUGCUUGCUGUAAAUUAAGCAAACAUGCUAUAAUAAAAACAAAAUGAAGGAAAUAAUGAUUAACUGGAAUUAUUAUAGUACUGAAUGAGUCUAAAAUAAUGGAAAUAAUCCUUUGUAGAUUUAGGAAUAUUUUAAUCAGUGUUGACAUUAGGCACAACUAACCUGCUCGGGGAUGAUAGAACUUUGUCAGAAAUCAACAUCUUUUACAUAGUAUUUAAGAAUUCCUUAUGUCAAGGUCAUUUCAUGAUUGUUCAUUAAGCCUCUUGGGUUAAAUAAUAUGAGAGGUUAUUUAGUAGUGUUGAUAGACAUAUUAAAAUGAAAAUUUGAACAAACUAUAAAUUUAUACUUUCAUUAUUACAAAGUAUCAGUUCUGCUCUUUCCCUUUCCUACUAAACAAGACAUGUUGGGUUUUAUGUUUAUGACAUGAUUUUAAAUUCUUUUUCAUUGAAUGUUAGUGAGCAUUUAAAUGAUGACCACUUGGGAGGUGGUUUUGGGUAUUUUUGUGGAUUGAAUUCUAGCUAUUUUGCAGUAACAAUUACAGCUGCUGAUUUAUUAUUUAUGCUGUGCCAGACAUUGUUUAAAAAAACUUGAUUUGUUCACUCUUCACAAAACCCUUUAAGGAAGAUUUUCCCCCAUCUCAGGAAACGAAGGCACAAAUUAAAAACUGUAAAUAGCAGAGCCAAGAUUUGAGCCCAAUUUGGUCCUUAAAUUUUUUAACAAACAAUAGAUGAAGAGGUACCACAAUAAAAUUGUGCUCAUUCUCUGUAGAACUAGAAGGCCUGAUGUUGGUUUGUUUUUGUUAAUUUAUUUUUGCACUCAGACUGUUAACUUGAGAAGCUUACACAUUGUUUAUGAGAUGGUGUACCCAACAGAGCUUCACAAGGACUAUAUAUACAGUUGCACUCAUAGUAGGAUCCUAUUGAGACCUGGUGAGGAUUUUCAGUUUUGAGCUAAAUAUGAAUCAUAUUGUUAACUUUCACAGUCGAUGAGAACCUCCUGUGUGUCUAGCACUGGGCUCUAUUGAAUAGGAUGGUUGUGUCAAGACUCAAGUGAAGGCUAACACUUAGCCUUUCUUUUUACUUAAGAUCUCUGAUUUUUUAUUUUAUUUUUUUUUAAACCUAGUAAUCGAGAAGAAAAGUGAGAGAUAAUGAAUGCUUCAGUGUGAGAAAGGACAGGUGCUACAUAAGAGUUUGAGCUAUUAUUAAGUUACAACCUAGGGAAAAGACCUGGGAACUACUGUACUAUACUCUUGAAAAUUUGGCCCAGUAAGCUGCUACAUCCAGUUCAACUAACAAAAUCCUGUAUACCACAGAGAAGAAUAAAGAGAAAACCAAACUGACAAACAUCCUUCUUUUAUUUAAGACCAAACUGCAGCUGGAAUACCCAGUACAGUUCUGCUUACUACACUUCAAGAAAGAUCUGAAAGCGGAAAAAAGAACCAAAGAAGGGCAGUUCAAGCGACCAAAGGGUGGGUGGAAGGUGCUGCAGUAUGAAUACUGUACGAAUAUUUUGACUCUGGUCUGAAAAGAUAAAAGAAUUAUCGAAAACUACAUGGAAUAAUUGAAGUCCCUUCAAGUUUGAAAGUAAGCAUUUUAGGACAAAUAAAAGGAAAUUCAACUUUGUACUUGUGGAAACUAAUCCCUAAAUAUGAACAGGUAUAUUGACUCAUGGGUGGCAGAUCCAUGAUAAGUUAUUGGAAACUAGGAUGUCUGAAUAUCAAGGAAGACAGCCAUAGUCUCUAACAGUGCCUCUCUUGGUCUGUCUCAAACUAAAUUGGAUGGUAAAGGUAUGGUCCAAUAUAAAGUUUUUCUUGAUUAUCUCUUAAAAGUCAGUUCCACUUAUGCCAGUGUUGGCAGGUCUUGCCUUUGUUUAUUCCAAUGCCAGUAUUUUCUGCUUAACUGUUUGUUUUGUUGGCAUCUGAGUUUAUUUACUUGUAUACCAUGUGCAGUUUACAUCUAACCACUCCUUCCCAGGUUAAUUCCACUUAUACUUGACAUCCAACUAUGAGGGCCCAUCUCUUCCUCACCUCUUGACUAGACAGUAUGUUCAACAGACAUUUAUUGAAUGAACCUUUACUGUGGGCAAAACAUUAUACUGGAUAAUUGGAGAAUAGUUACUUACUUAGUAAGUACCUACUGAGCACAAUCUAGUGAAUCAUUACAGUAUGGCUUGAGGUGUAUUGCGAUAUUUCAUACCAUUCAUAUACUAAUGUAAUUACAAAACAAUACACUAUCAGAGAUAAGUAAUUUUAUGGUUGUCUGCCAUUUAAAAUUAUCUAGUGUUUGUAUCCCAUGACUACAAAUAAUGAAGAAAACCUGUGAUAAGCAGAUUUAUUGUGCAGUGAUUAAUAUACUAGACUAAUACUAAAUUAUUAACUUCUGGCUCAGUCAAACAAAUAGAUAAUCCCCCAAAUAACAAGCAUUUAACUUUGCAUUAAAACAGACCCUGGGUGCUAUAAUUAGAUUAUUUUGAGGCAGACAGCUGUUACCCCAAUGGACUUAGUAUAUUCUGUAUUGGAAAAAAAAAUGUUUACCAGGUUAGACUUUUUAGUGAUCUACUUGUACAUUUUAUAGGGGACAUAUUCUGUGUAUAGUUAAUAACUUUAUAGUGUCGCAAAAUGUUUUAGAUUCCUUGGUUCCUUGUUAGGAUAUUAACUUGUUUAUCAUAACAUUGAUUCCAUCACAGUUGAAUUUUUGUUGUAUUUUUGCCACAUAUUUAAAACAAUGUCAAAUUCUGAAAUCUGGAAACAGUGUAAAGCCUUUAUAACAAUUUAUAAAAUGUAGUAGGAUUACACAUAAAUGAAGGGAGGUAAAAAUGAAGGUUAUUUUAUCUGUGUUAAAAACAAACUUUUUUCAGCCUGCCCAAACUUAAAAAGGCAGCAGGUACCAGGUGAGAAUUUUAAAUUUUGGCUUCAUUUUUGUUGCUGUUUUUAUUUUGAAUCAAGUUGGAAAUGCUUUUAUAGUUUUAUUUUCAAGGACACAAUAAAAACUGAUAAAAACUGAA
Peromyscus californicus insignis is the source of this 6103-nucleotide messenger RNA. It is a transcript of the gene Srsf10, whose product is annotated as serine and arginine rich splicing factor 10. The record is from RefSeq and is a predicted model, not a curated record. Gene Ontology annotation, molecular function: RNA binding. The coding region runs from base 710 to 1354 and encodes 214 amino acids. The transcript is spliced from 5 exons. NCBI's taxonomy places the organism in Eukaryota, Metazoa, Chordata, Mammalia, Rodentia, Cricetidae.